Molecule: messenger RNA, 2755 nt
Organism: Drosophila nasuta
Lineage: Eukaryota; Metazoa; Arthropoda; Insecta; Diptera; Drosophilidae
Gene: CrzR
Product: corazonin receptor
Exons: 6
Coding region: 10-1857 (615 amino acids)
Biological process (GO): neuropeptide signaling pathway
Cellular component (GO): plasma membrane
Molecular function (GO): corazonin receptor activity
Source: RefSeq, a predicted model, not a curated record
CGCAAAACAAUGGAUGCGUUUGAGGAUUCCAGCAAUGGGCUGCAAAAUUUGGCCAGCAAUGACAGCACACUGGAACUGCUGGAGAACAACUCUUUUAACGACACAGACUCACGCUGGUCCACAGUGGCGAACUUUACGCGACUAUUCGCAUCGGCCGCUAGGAAAGCUGCUCCCAAAAUUGCCAACUUCACAUUCGACAUGCUGGAUGUGGGCCUAUCGCUGGCCACCGAAGCUACCGAUGCAGUCACUGCACCCACUCCCAUGUCAGUGCCAAUAACAACCAGAGCCACCGAGACUGCUUUUGCCAUCAUGACCAACACACAGCUGAACGGCUCGACGACGCUGGGACAACACAUCACCGGAAUGCAUGACACAUCACCGCUUGCCGAGCAAGUGCCGGAGCAUGUGAUGGAUCAUGCGCCACAGCUCUCGCGAUCGGGUCUGCUCAAAGUCUAUGUGCUGGCCGUGAUGGCACUGUUCUCGCUGCUGGGCAACUUGCUGACCAUAUGGAAUAUCUACAAGACGCGCAUCUCGCGUCGCAACUCUCGGCACACCUGGAGUGCCAUCUACUCGCUGAUGUUUCAUCUCUCGAUUGCCGAUGUGCUCGUCACGGGCUUCUGUCUGAUUGGCGAGGCAGCCUGGUGCUAUACGGUGCAGUGGCUGGCCAAUGAACUCACCUGCAAGCUGGUGAAACUUUUUCAGAUGUUCAGCUUGUAUCUAUCGACUUAUGUGCUCGUGUUGAUUGGCGUCGAUCGCUGGAUUGCCGUCAAGUAUCCGAUGAAAUCGCUGAACAUGGCAAAGCGUUGCCAUCGUCUGCUAGGGGGCACUUACAUUCUCUCGCUGGUGCUCAGUCUGCCUCAGUUCUUUAUUUUCCAUGUGGCACGCGGUCCUUUCGUCGAGGAGUUCUAUCAGUGUGUGACUCACGGAUUCUACACCGCUGACUGGCAGGAGCAGAUGUAUGCCACGUUCACGCUCGUCUUCACCUUCCUGCUGCCCCUUUGCAUACUCUUUGGCACCUACAUGUCAACAUUCCGCACCAUUUCAAGCAGUGAAAAAAUGUUCCAGGGCUCGAAGCUGGCCAACUACUCGACAACGAAACAGCUGCCGACGCAGACGAACCGUCAGCGCUUGAUACACAAAGCGAAAAUGAAAUCAUUGCGCAUCUCUGUGGUCAUCAUCAUAGCGUUCCUCAUUUGCUGGACACCCUACUACGUCAUGAUGAUUAUCUUCAUGUUCUGGAAUCCAGAUAAAAGGCUGGGCGAUGAAUUGCAGGAUGCCAUCUUCUUCUUUGGCAUGUCGAACAGCCUCGUUAACCCGCUCAUCUAUGGCGCCUUUCAUCUCUGCCCCGGCAAGGGAAACAAAUCCGGCACUGGCGGCGGCAACAACAACGCCUACAGUCUAAACAGAGGUGACUCGCAACGCACUCCCUCGAUGCUGACAGCGGUGACCCAAGUGGAUGCUGCUGGAGGCAGUGCACGGCAAAUGCGAACCUUUCGCCAGCAGAGCUAUUAUCGCAGCUCGAGCAACGGGGCGGGCGGUGCACCCUUCAAGGAGCAGGUGGGACUGCUGCAGGUGGGCAACACGGUGACGCCACAGCUGAUGAGGAAGAGCUCGUCGGUACGCAGCCCUCAUCCCAAUCACAGUGCAGCGAUUGUGGCUCGGCACUCGGGUGCAUGCUUGCGGGAGCAGCAGCAGUUGCUGCUGCAGACGCCGCCGCCGUCGACGCUGGUGCUCAACUAUGAUAGUCAGCGUGGGGGCGUCGGUGUGGGCGUGGCCAAUGGGCUGAAACUGAUGACGGGUGGCGGCGGUGGCCUCGGUGGCAUGGGACUCAACGAUGAGCACGUGUCGAGUGUGUGAGCAGAGCUGGCGGCGAUGGUGGCGGUCGAGGCAGGAGUGGGUGCAAUGAUGCGUGUGGCAGAGGAUGAAUGCUCGUGCUGCCGCUGCCUGAGCCAGGAACUAGUGCGACGCCAGCAGGGACUCGUAGAGACACCCAACAUGGUAAAACACUAAAAAAUUGCAGAGGUUGUUUUUCGUUUGUGUUUGAUUGUUUGUGGGAAGCGAUGAUCAGAUCAUCGAAGCGCAUAACAUUUGAUUAGUGCAACUAAUUGAGAAUUAAGUCUUUGAGAACACUGUUCGUGUGCUUAGUGUUAGUUUGUAAAUGUAAUUGUAAUUUGUUUUAGACUUUAACGUGUAGUGCGAUAGAUCGCAGUUGAAUCCUAAAUGUGUGAAUGUGUAGGAAGCAAAAUUAAUUGUAAUGAAAAUUGCCGAUUACAGAAAAUCUAGAGCAAUCUACACAGGUUAAUUACUUUGAGUAAAUCCUGCCCUCUUCCUACUUAAGCAACUCGUACUUAACUUUUAUACCCAAUUUAAUAUGUGUGCAGUACACACUGCGUAUACUUACUUUGCCAUUUGCCAAAAUGAAUGUCCAUGAUGAAGGAAAUCGAGUUGACAACACGAGAGCAAAUGCCUUGGGCACUUGCAAUGAAUUUCAAAUUCAAUUCAAAUACCAAAUUGUACACGAUUUGUAAAUAAAUGAAUAAUUAACGAACACAACACAAUACUUCUAUGCUUGCUUGUAACCAACACACACACACGUUCACAAGUACCAUAUAAGAUUUAUGUAUUUGUGUGGGUGUGUGUGCUUGGACUCAUCCUAUGUAUGUACUAUAUUUCGUAGAUUUAAGGAUAAUCUCUGUAAAAUUUGUAUAGUUUAUUUUUUAAUAAAAACUGAAUGAGCAUUGCAAAAAAAAAGAAG